AUGGCCAGUCCAAUCGUCCGAAUCAGCCCUUAUGAACUUCAUGUCAGUGACCCAGCGUUCUUAGAACAGCUCUAUCGCCAAGAAGGUCGUUGGCAUAAGUAUGACUGGGCUGUAGAUGCUUUCGCUGCUGAAGGUGGUACCUUGUUUACUGCCGACCACGACCUUCACAAGGCCCGUCGCCAACCCCUAAAUCCACUCUUCUCCAAAGCAAAAGUUGCUAGUCAGCAAGAGCUUAUUCAACGGCAUCUAAAUAAGUUAUCCAGUCGACUUUCUAAUUUCGCUUCAUCGGGAGCCAUGUUCAACUUAGGGGCCGCUAUCACAGUUAUUGCUAGGGAUGUUGCCAACGACUACAUCCUGGGCAAGAGCUACAAUAGCCUCGGCAGAGAGGAUUUUGAUGUUGCGAUGUUAACUGCUAGUCAAGGAUCAGGGCAAAUAUGGCGGCUAUCCAAGCACAUACGAUGGGUUGCCCCCACGCUAAUGGCCAUACCAGUUGACUGGAUUCUAAAAACUGCAGGUAAUGAUAUGAAGAUAUUUUUUCUUCAUAUUCAGGAAACAGAGAAAGACACCAAGACUCUUAUAUCGUCCGCGUCCUCUCCCCACCAGGAUCCGGGAGCUCGUCGUACCAUAGUCCAUGCAAUACUAGACUCAAAACUUUCUCUAACCGAGAAAUCCGCGGCCCGGAUAUUUCAGGACGUGACUACCUUAACAGGAGCUGGAUUCGAGACGACCGCUGGGGCUUUACGGGUUGUCAUUUUCCAUGUAUCCCAUAACGUUAAGAUCCUCAGGCUUCUUCGAGCAGAGUUCACUUCCAACAACAUAGAUUCCGGUAACGUAGAAGUCAAAACCCUGCAACAGUUACCUUAUCUCACAUCAAUUAUCAUGGUAGGCCUUCGCUUAAGCCCGGCCAUUGCCACACGAAUGUCACGCAUUAGUCCGGAUAAGGAUUUCUUCUACGGUGAUCGGCGAAUACCUGCCGGUACUCCUAUUGGGAUGACGUCAAUCAUAUUACAUAUGGACGAAGCUCUUUAUCCUGAUCCUAAAAGCUUCAAUCCCGGGCGGUGGAUGAAUUUGGAGUCUCGUAAGAUGGCUGAGAAGACUUUCAUGCCGUUUUCAAGAGGCACAAGAAUAUGCCUCGGAAUGAAUCUAGCAUGGGCGGAAAUGUAUUUAAUUGUUGCCACCCUUGUGCAACGCUACAACUUCCAAUUCCAGGAUGCCACAGCUGAAGAUUUCGAGUGCAUUAGCGAUCAAUUCGCUAUUGGAACGAAAGGUCGAGGCAUGCUUUCAUGGGUUAAUUGCUCUGAGGCCGGAUAUGGAGGCUACGAUUAUGUCUGA
This is a messenger RNA of Hypoxylon trugodes, 1332 nucleotides long. RefSeq names its product trichodiene oxygenase. NCBI's taxonomy places the organism in Eukaryota, Fungi, Ascomycota, Sordariomycetes, Xylariales, Hypoxylaceae. The transcript is spliced from 5 exons. The coding region runs from base 1 to 1332 and encodes 443 amino acids. Gene Ontology annotation, molecular function: iron ion binding; monooxygenase activity; heme binding. The record is from RefSeq and is a predicted model, not a curated record.